Messenger RNA from Triticum turgidum subsp. durum (durum wheat), 507 nucleotides. The record is from the annotation of a GenBank genome assembly. Lineage: Eukaryota; Viridiplantae; Streptophyta; Magnoliopsida; Poales; Poaceae.
AUGGAGGAGGAGGAGGCCGCCGGCGUGAGGAAGCGGAAGCGGGGCGGGGAGGCCGCGGUCGUCGUGGUGUCCGGCGAGGCGGGGCUCGUCGAGGGAGGCGGUGGCUUCUCGUGGAAGGAGGCGGAGAUGGAGGAGGGGGAGGAGUACGAGGGCAUCGCGGAGGAGUCGGUGGAGGAGGUGAUGCGGUGGCUGGAGCUGGAGAUCUCCUCCUCGCCGGGGAAGGGCGGCGACGACGGCUUCGUGACCAUCAACGGCAACGAGGAGAGCUGCGGCCCGUCCUUCUCCGCCGCGGCGUCCACCGUGAUGGCCUCCGUGGACACGCGCGCCGGGGCGCCGCCGCCCCCGACGGCCAUCCCCUGGCCGUGGCCGGAGCCCGACGACACCAAGGCGGCGGCGACGGCGUCAGCGGCGGACGGCGACGACGACGCGGACAUGGCCGAGCUCGUCGACGAGGAGUGGCUGGUGGAGCUGCUGACCGGCGGCGGGCCCGCGCUGGAAGUAGAGUAG